AUGGAACAUGAAGAAGUAGUCUCCAAGUUUAAUUCACUUGAAGAUAAAGAAAAUACAUGUUCGAAUCAGUUGCAUACCAAGUGCAAUGAAGGUAAGAGUGAUGUGAAGGAGAAGAAAGGAUUGUUGACCGAUACAAAAAGUCAGGAAAGUAAUAUAGAUCGCGCUACACAAAAUUUGGCGUAUGGAGAAAUAAAAUUUCGCCUUCGAAACAAUAAAACUCAAGUUUACCGCGACGAUAACGAUAGCGAAAGAUCACGUUCGCUUACGCGGAAAGGUGCGCGCAGAAAGGAAAAAACAACUAAAGAUAAAAUCCAGGAUGCACCAAUUCAUACAAAGGCGCUCAAAAAAGAAGAAAGUAAUUCCGAAGACAAAUCUGUGCAUGUACCAGUUACAUUGUAUCCCAUGAUCGUGCUACCAUCAGAGUCUCCAAAAAUUAAGAAUCUCUCAAACGAUGUGAAGAAAUUCACAUUGUGCAACAUUAAAAUGUGGAAAAACAAGAUGACACACUUUCGCAAUAAAGAACGCGAGAGGGAAGAUCGUGCUCCUAAACUUUCUGCCUCUUUUCUGCGCAAAACUAUAAACGCGCAACAAAGAAAAAUCAUCGUAGAGUAUUUGAUUUUUCUUGGUGUGCGUUAUAACUACGAUUCAACUAUUAUUUAUCAAACUGUCAAGUUAUUUAACCUCGUUGUUGAUAGAAUUUUGAUAAACACGGAGCAAAUAAAAUUAAUGGCUUUAGCAUGCCUUUGGAUAAUUCUUAAAAGAGAAUUACCUAGUUAUAAAGUACCAACGACAACUAUGGUAUUGAAAUUGGCGAAGGACGUAUACAAAAAUCAAGAGAAACGUUUAUUGAUUUUUGAGAGGGAUAUACUUUCAAUCCUAAUGUUCAACAUGCGGUUUGCCGACCCGUAUUCGUUGCUUGUAUAUUAUAUAUUAAGUUUCAACAAAAUACCUCGAUAUAUCAAUAAAUACGAUAUCAUUCGUAUCUAUUAUUGCGGUAGCUUUUUGGUAUGGAUAUAA
Odontomachus brunneus is the source of this 1017-nucleotide messenger RNA. RefSeq lists its product as uncharacterized. NCBI's taxonomy places the organism in Eukaryota, Metazoa, Arthropoda, Insecta, Hymenoptera, Formicidae. The record is from RefSeq and is a predicted model, not a curated record. The transcript has 6 exons. Bases 1 to 1017 code for a protein of 338 amino acids.